UCUCUUUUCUAAAGACGUGUAUUGAUCUCAUCGGCCACUUUCAAGAAAGAUCACAAGGCUAACUUGGAACGAUGAAGCUCAAAAAUCCCUUCAAAAACAUCCCAACGCAUAUGGACUAUGAAGGUCAAAAACUAGCAGAAAGGCUUUUCCACAUCGUAAUAUUGUUUUUCGGGGCUGUUGGUUUUCUCUGGGGUUACUACAUACAGCAGUUUGGUGCGACUAUUAUCAUUGUUGCUGCUGGAUUUAUCGUUAGCUGCAUUUUGGUGUUACCUCCCUGGCCCAUGUACAGAAAACAUGCACUCGACUGGCAGAAACCACGCCCAGAAAAAACUGACACAAAGAGAGAAGGAGGAAAGAAGAAGCAAAAGUAGUUGCUUUGCUUUUUUAGGUCUUGCUUUGUAAUAUUAAAAUGAAAUAGCAUUAAAUAUCGGUACAAUUGUACAGUAAAUAUAA
Molecule: messenger RNA, 453 nt
Organism: Orbicella faveolata
Lineage: Eukaryota; Metazoa; Cnidaria; Anthozoa; Scleractinia; Merulinidae
Product: signal peptidase complex subunit 1-like
Biological process (GO): protein targeting to ER
Cellular component (GO): signal peptidase complex; membrane
Source: RefSeq, a predicted model, not a curated record